Messenger RNA from Ogataea parapolymorpha DL-1, 621 nucleotides. RefSeq lists its product as uncharacterized. The transcript has a single exon. Gene Ontology annotation, cellular component: nucleus; replication fork protection complex. Gene Ontology annotation, molecular function: DNA binding. The coding region runs from base 1 to 621 and encodes 206 amino acids. NCBI's taxonomy places the organism in Eukaryota, Fungi, Ascomycota, Pichiomycetes, Pichiales, Pichiaceae. The record is from RefSeq and is a predicted model, not a curated record. Gene Ontology annotation, biological process: replication fork processing; DNA replication checkpoint signaling; replication fork arrest.
AUGUCCCUCACAAACGAAGAGUUGCUCGGGUUGCACAACCAGGACGAACCGGAGCUGCCAAAAAAACGGCGCACGGUGCACAAAUUGACCGACGAGCUGCUACUGGGGCCCCGCGGCCUGCCCGCGCUGCACAAAUCGCUGAAGAAGUAUAGAUUCCAUCACAAGCGCGCCGCAGACAGAAGACGCGACGAAUACACGAGAUCGCACCAUUUCGACAACCUCACGCGGCUUUUGCACAUUUACCAGGCCUGGGGCCACGAUAUCUACCCGCAGUACAAGUUUAGGGACUUUAUUCCGGUGCUGAGCCGCGCCGUGGGCAGUACGGAGGUGCGAAACUACAAACGGCAGCUGAUGCGUGGGGAGACAGCUGGGGAGGUAGCUGGGGAGGCAGUUGGGGGAGAGCGUCAGACAGCUGAGCGUGCUCGGCAGGAGGAGGAGCUGGAUCAGGAACUGGAUCAGGAGCUGGAGCGGGAGCCUAGGCGCGGCGACGAGCUGUUUGUGUCCGACGAUGAGCUGUACACGCCGAUGGGGCAAGUUUCCGGGCAAGUGCCGAGCCACGCGGCCGAGAACAGCGGCCCAUCCGCCGAGGAGCUGGAGCUGGCGCGCGAGUUUGGGUUUUAG